GGUGGCUUGGAGCCCUCAUUCGUGUCCAAGACAACCAACCAACAACCAAAAUGGAGCUGUUAUCAGUAUUAUUGGUUUUAGCUGCGCUACAACUGUGCCACUCCACAAGACUGACCGGCGACAUGGACAACGAAAUCCCGGUGGUAUCCGGCAACCCCGGCGCCUUCCGGGAGCAAGACGAGUGGAUCAAGAUCAGCGCCGCCCCCAAGGCCGUUAUCCGCAAGAUGACCGGUUCGUACGUUGAGGUCGAGUGCGAGGCCAUGGGCUCUCCGCCGCCGACGCUCCAGUGGUUCCGAGGAAACCAAGCUCUCACCGAGCAUCAAAGCUAUGACACCAACACCAUCUCCGAAGUACCCUCUCAAGGCCUGGGCAAAAUCCGCGGCCGCCUCGUCAUCAACUACCUCCUCCCCGUCCACGCAGUCACCUUCACCUGCGUCGCCCAAAGCGGCUCCAAGGUCGCCACUGCAGACACCACCAUUUACGUCAUCAAAAAUGAAGGUUUCGACCGCAACUUCACCCAACUUUUGACCACUAAAGUUAUCGGAGUACACCACGUUCCCAGAAUCUCCCUCUGGGCUCCCACCUACAUGGAUGUGAUCGGUACCAAUGUGGUCCUCCCCUGCCGCACCUUGGGCAACCCUAAACCCAGCCAAAUGUGGAUUGAUCCCCAGGACCAGAUCGUAAGCGAGGGUGAUGGCCGGGUGUCCGCUCUGCCUGAUGGGUCUCUUAGUAUUAGGUCGAUCAUUUGGGCUGAUAUGGGUGUGUACACUUGUAUGGCACGCAACAUGGUCGGCCAGGACUCAGUUGAGACCUUCCUCUAUCCCAUGAAGGAAUCGAAAUAGGGAGAAUGGGGGGCACUUUAUGUUAAUUUACUCAUUGUUCAGUUCGAGAAUAUUCAUAGGGUAGUUUGUUGUACGUUAUUUAUGUAAAUUAGUAUUUAUGACUUAGGUAUUUAUAUACAUACUAAUUCAA
This is a messenger RNA of Zophobas morio, 972 nucleotides long. RefSeq names its product neural/ectodermal development factor IMP-L2-like. The record is from RefSeq and is a predicted model, not a curated record. NCBI's taxonomy places the organism in Eukaryota, Metazoa, Arthropoda, Insecta, Coleoptera, Tenebrionidae. The coding region runs from base 51 to 842 and encodes 263 amino acids. Gene Ontology annotation, molecular function: cell-cell adhesion mediator activity. Gene Ontology annotation, biological process: homophilic cell-cell adhesion; dendrite self-avoidance; axon guidance. The transcript has a single exon. Gene Ontology annotation, cellular component: plasma membrane; axon.